Molecule: messenger RNA, 630 nt
Organism: Pipistrellus nathusii (Nathusius's pipistrelle)
Lineage: Eukaryota; Metazoa; Chordata; Mammalia; Chiroptera; Vespertilionidae
Source: the annotation of a GenBank genome assembly
AUGCUGCUCUGGGCCCUCCUGCUCACACUCCUCUCCCAGGGUGCUGGGGCCCAAACCUGGGACGACCCGCGUGAAUGUCCCCCCACCGCCUGGGACCACCCCGCCUGCACGGAGGGCGCCGUGUUGGUGACCAGCGGGGCGCCUGCUGAGAUGACCUGCAAUAUCUCCAACGCCUUCUUCAAAGUCAGGGUCUGCUUGCGGGCCCCUGGCCGGAAGGCCUGCCGGCCCGUCUUCGCCCAGGCGGCUCCCGGGUGCUCCUCCCGGGGCGGGUGGCGGCUCUGUGUUGAGGGCGGCUCGGCGAGGAUGGUGACAGAGGAAGCCCAGGGCAGCCAGGCUGGCGAGUACCAGUGGACCCUCAUGGGGUGCCAGAAAGAUCAAUCAUUCACCUACCUGAACGUUUCAGAGCCUCCUGAGCAGCCCUCCACACCCCCUUGGGGGACCCAGGACCUGCCCUCGGCCCAGGACCCCCUCCCGGCCCAGGACCUGCACUCGGCCCAGGACCCGCCCCCAGGGCGGCUGCAUGUGGUCCUCAUCCUGGUCCCCAUGCUGCUGCUGCUCUGCAUCCUGGCACUGGGAGGCCAGUGCUGGCACGGGAACCGUGCUCGCCCCGUGCCCGUUCAGUUCGAGUAG